Messenger RNA from Pocillopora damicornis (cauliflower coral), 789 nucleotides. RefSeq names its product ZP domain-containing protein-like. The record is from RefSeq and is a predicted model, not a curated record. NCBI's taxonomy places the organism in Eukaryota, Metazoa, Cnidaria, Anthozoa, Scleractinia, Pocilloporidae.
AUGACGUUCAAUUUCGUAACUGUUUUGAUGCUUUGCAACGCUCUCUUCGUGAAUGGCAAAGGUCUCCCACAAACAGAAAAAGAUCGGAUUGAUACUGCUGACCUGCUUAAGCAACUGCAAGAACCUGAAGAUGAUUAUUUCCCUGGAAAAAGUGAUAACCGUUUACCUCAUGAAAUGUUCCUGGAGGACUCUUCUGAUGCUCAAGGAAUCACUGUGUAUUGUCGUCAAAAUGACAUGUCCAUUACUAUCCCUAAGCCCAUACUCAAAGGAGUGGACAAGGAACAUCUUCGCCUCCUGGAUCCGAGCUGUAAGGCGACAGAAACUCCCAAGUAUUUCAGUCUCCAAACGCCACUGACUGGAUGCAAGAGUUCUCGCAGAUCAUCCAAAUCUGCCAUUGUUUACAGUAAUACGGUUCUAGAGAUUCCCCUGAAAAACUCAGAUAUUAUCACACGCAUCAGAGAAAUCGAGAUCCCCUUUAGCUGUUACUAUUCCAACAGUGAAAUCGCUGCAGCCGUUGGUUUCAAACCAAAGAGCAGAAAACUAGUCUUCUUGGAAAAAGGGAAAGGAAAUUUUACGGUGCUUUUGGAAUUUUACCAUAGUAAAAGAUACAUCAAGCCAUACGGUCCUAAAGAUUUUCCAAUACCUUACAAACUUCGCCAGCAAAUGUACUUACAAGGGAAAGUAGAUAGCAAAGAUAAGCGGCUGUCAAUCAUGUUUGAAAAUUGUGUCGCCAUACCCACUCCUGACGAAAAGAACGCUGUAGGACUCCAAAUUUUAUCUAAUGGGUAA